Cornus florida is the source of this 1451-nucleotide messenger RNA. RefSeq names its product pentatricopeptide repeat-containing protein At1g62350-like. The transcript has 4 exons. The record is from RefSeq and is a predicted model, not a curated record. Lineage: Eukaryota; Viridiplantae; Streptophyta; Magnoliopsida; Cornales; Cornaceae. The coding region runs from base 151 to 981 and encodes 276 amino acids. Gene Ontology annotation, biological process: Group II intron splicing; chloroplast organization. Gene Ontology annotation, molecular function: RNA binding; protein binding.
UUCUGAUAGAAAUACAAGUACUUCCUUGCACCCUCGAAACGACAUCGUGGCCGCAGAAAGAAACCAACUCCCUCUUAGCCUGGGUGUGUUGUGUGUGUGUGUGUGUGUGUGGGUGUCUUGAGUUUCAGUUGUGGUUAUGCAUAGUAAUUUAUGAUGGGUUCUCUUAGAUUUCAACUUUGUGAAAUGAGUUUGUACCCAAAACCAAAACCCCAAUUUUGCAAAUCUCCGCUGAAGAACAAGUGCUCAUUGAUGAUGGUAAAACAAUCUCCUCCUCCUCCGAUGAUGAUGAUCAGCUGUGGUUUGAGAGGUGGGCCCAGAAAAUCCAUAUGGAGGUCAAGGGUUUUGUCAACAGAAGCCAUACAAGCAGUUCAGUCUCUAAAGUUGGCCAAGAAAUCCUCCUCAGAUACUAAAUUGGAGGAGGUUUUGAGUAGCAGAGUAAGCAGGCUCUUGAAAGCUGACUUGUUGGAUACUUUGACAGAAUUGAGGCGGCAAAAUGAAUUGGACUUAGCCCUAAAGGUGUUUGAGUUUGUGAGGAAGGAAGUAUGGUAUGAUUCAAAUCUAUCUGUGUUCAGUGACAUGAUCUUGCUGCUGGGAAAGAAUAAAUUGAUUGAAAUGGCUGAACAGCUUUUCUCUGAAUUAAAGAAAGAAGGUUUAGUACCUGACACGAGGGCGUAUACUGAGCUCAUUGGAGCAUAUCUACAAGUGGGUAUGAUACAGAAGGCAAUGGAGACAUAUCAUUUAAUGAAGGAAUCGGGUUGUGUCCCUGACAAGUUAACCUUGACAAUUUUGAUAAGGAACCUUGAAAAGGCUGGAGAAGAAGAGCUUGCAGCAUCGGUAAAGAAAGAAGCUGAUGAAUAUGUGGAUUCUCCUAAGAAAUUCCUUGAAGAAAUUCAAACGAAAUAUUUGAUUACUCUCGCACACACCCCUCAAGGAAUUGUUUGCACACAAGAGGAGUCGAACCUUAGACCUGAUUCUUCAUGAGCCAAAGCGGAGGUCGCUUAAUCUUGUUUGAAAACUAUUGCCACAUAUAUGGCCAACUUCUAACCAUUUCUUUGUGGCACAUUCGAGCUUUUAAUGAUCAGCGAGGGACAUGCUUGUUGGAGCUGCAUCAAAUGCUGUCCUAAGCAAGGAAAUUUGUUGGGGGUAGAAGUUUCAGUUUGAGCAGUGUGUUGUGGAUAAAUUUGUAUUGACUAUUGAGGCAUUUCUCUGUCCAGUUUUGAACUUAUGUUAUGGGAAAAUGAUUGCAUAAAAUAUAGUGUUCGUGUCAUUUACUCCAAGUGUGUACUCUAAUCAGGCACCCGUCGCUUUAUGAAUUGUAAUUUCAGAACUGAGAAUUUCCGCAUGCUUCUUUACCCAGAAACUGUGAAGUCUCUAAACACAGACAUAGUCUGUCAAUGCUGUAUUUGUAUGUCAUAUAUUUGCUUUUCAUGAGGACGAGCAUUUGCCUUUUU